This is a messenger RNA of Cebus imitator (Panamanian white-faced capuchin), 3739 nucleotides long. RefSeq names its product ADAM metallopeptidase with thrombospondin type 1 motif 2 (gene ADAMTS2). The coding region runs from base 98 to 3721 and encodes 1207 amino acids. The transcript is spliced from 22 exons. Gene Ontology annotation, molecular function: zinc ion binding; metalloendopeptidase activity. NCBI's taxonomy places the organism in Eukaryota, Metazoa, Chordata, Mammalia, Primates, Cebidae. The record is from RefSeq and is a predicted model, not a curated record. Gene Ontology annotation, biological process: extracellular matrix organization; proteolysis.
CGGGCGGCUCCAGCUGCCCCCAGAUGUGGGCUGGGCGGCGCGCGGGGAACUUUCGCGCCGGCUGGGAGUGCGGGGCCCCGGCUGCAGUCCGGCUGCCAUGGAUCCACCGGCGGGAGCCGCUCGCCGCCUGCUCUGCCUCGCGCUGCUGCUGCUACUGCUGCCGCCGCUCCUACUGCCGCCGCCGCCCGCGAACGCCAGGCUAGCAGCCGCCGCCGACCCCCCAGGCGGGUCCCUGGGGCACGGAGCCGAGCGCAUCCUGGCGGUGCCCGUGCGCACUGACGCCCAGGGCCGCUUGGUGUCCCACGUGGUGUCGGGAGCUACAGCCGGGGCAGGGGUACGAGCCCGCAGGGCCGCCCCAGUCCGGACCCCGAGCUUCCCCGGAGGCAACGAGGAGGACCCUGGCAACCACCUCUUCUACAAUGUCACUGUCUUUGGCCGAGACUUGCACCUGCGGCUGCGGCCCAACCACCGCCUCGUGGCGCCCGGGGCCACUAUGGAGUGGCAGGGCGAGACGGGCACCACCCGCGUGGAGCCCCUGCUCGGGAGCUGUCUCUACGUUGGGGACGUGGCCGGCCUAGCCGAAGCCUCCUCUGUGGCCCUCAGCAACUGCGAUGGGCUGGCUGGUCUGAUCCGGACGGAGGAGGAGGAGUUCUUCAUCGAGCCCUUGGAGAAGGGGCUGGCGGCACAGGAGGCUGAGCAAGGCCGCGUGCACAUGGUGUAUCGCCGGCCACCCACGUCCCCUCCUCUAGGGGAGCCACAGGCCCUGGACACAGGGGCCUCCCUGGACAGCCUGGACAGCCUCAGCCGUGCCCUGGGUGUCCUGGAGGAGCGCGUCAACAGCUCGAGGCGGAGGGCACGCAGGCAUGCCGCGGAUGACAACUACAACAUCGAGGUCCUGCUGGGCGUGGACGACUCUGUGGUCCAGUUCCACGGGAAGGAGCACGUGCAGAAGUACCUGCUCACGCUCAUGAACAUCGUCAAUGAAAUCUACCAUGACGAGUCCUUGGGGGCCCACAUCAACGUGGUCCUGGUGCGGAUCAUCCUCCUGAGCUAUGGGAAGUCCAUGAGCCUCAUCGAGAUUGGGAACCCCUCUCAGAGUCUGGAGAAUGUCUGCCGCUGGGCCUACCUCCAGCAGAAGCCAGACACGGACCACGAUGAAUACCACGAUCAUGCCAUCUUCCUCACACGGCAGGACUUUGGGCCUUCUGGCAUGCAAGGCUAUGCUCCCGUCACUGGCAUGUGCCACCCGGUCCGCAGCUGCACUCUGAACCAUGAGGACGGCUUCUCCUCAGCUUUCGUGGUGGCCCAUGAGACUGGCCACGUACUGGGCAUGGAGCACGAUGGACAGGGUAACCGCUGUGGUGACGAGGUGCGGCUGGGCAGCAUCAUGGCACCCCUGGUGCAGGCUGCCUUCCACCGCUUCCACUGGUCCCGCUGCAGCCAGCAGGAGCUGAGCCGCUACCUGCACUCCUAUGACUGCCUGCGGGAUGACCCCUUCGCCCACGACUGGCCGGCACUGCCCCAGCUCCCGGGGCUGCACUACUCCAUGAACGAGCAGUGCCGCUUUGACUUUGGCCUGGGCUACAUGAUGUGCACGGCGUUCCGGACCUUCGACCCCUGCAAGCAGCUGUGGUGCAGCCACCCUGACAACCCCUACUUUUGCAAGACCAAGAAGGGGCCCCCCUUGGACGGGACCAUGUGUGCGCCUGGCAAGCAUUGCUUUAAAGGACACUGCAUCUGGCUGACACCUGACAUCCUCAAACGGGAUGGCAACUGGGGCGCUUGGAGCCCGUUUGGCUCCUGCUCACGUACCUGUGGCACCGGCGUGAAGUUCAGGACCCGCCAGUGCGACAACCCACACCCAGCCAACGGAGGCCGUACCUGCUCGGGCCUUGCCUACGACUUCCAGCUCUGCAGCCGUCAGGACUGCCCCGACUCCUUGGCUGACUUCCGCGAGGAGCAGUGCCGCCAGUGGGACUUGUACUUCGAGCAUGGUGAUGCCCAGCACCACUGGCUGCCCCACGAGCACCGGGAUGCCAAGGAGAGAUGCCACCUGUACUGUGAAUCCAAGGAGACUGGGGAGGUGGUGUCCAUGAAGCGCAUGGUGCAUGAUGGGACACGCUGCUCCUACAAGGACGCCUUCAGCCUCUGCGUGCGUGGGGACUGCAGGAAGGUGGGCUGUGACGGUGUGAUUGGCUCUAGCAAGCAGGAAGACAAGUGUGGCGUGUGCGGAGGGGACAACAGCCACUGCAAAGUGGUCAAGGGCACGUUCACACGGUCACCCAAGAAGCACGGUUACAUCAAGAUGUUUGAGAUCCCUGCGGGAGCCAGGCACCUGCUCAUUCAGGAGGUAGACGCCACCAGCCACCAUCUGGCCAUCAAGAACCUGGAGACAGGCAAGUUCAUCUUAAAUGAAGAGAAUGAUGUGGAUGCCAGUUCCAAAACCUUCAUUGCCAUGGGCGUGGAAUGGGAGUACAGGGACGAGGAUGGCCGGGAGACACUGCAGACCAUGGGCCCCCUCCAUGGCACCAUCACUGUUCUGGUCAUCCCGGCGGGAGACACACGGAUCUCACUGACGUACAAAUACAUGAUCCACGAGGACUCGCUCAACGUCGACGACAACAACGUCCUGGAAGAUGACUCUGUGGUCUACGAGUGGGCCCUGAAGAAGUGGUCUCCGUGCUCCAAACCCUGUGGUGGAGGGUCCCAGUUCACCAAGUAUGGCUGCCGCCGGAGGCUGGACCACAAGAUGGUGCACCGCGGCUUCUGCGCCGCCCUUUCAAAGCCCAAAGCCAUCCGCAGAGCGUGCAACCCGCAGGAGUGCUCCCAGCCAGUGUGGGUCACAGGUGAAUGGGAGCCGUGCAGCCAGAGCUGUGGGCGGACAGGCAUGCAGGUGCGCUCUGUGCGCUGUGUUCAGCCCCUACACGACAACAUCACCCGCUCCGUGCACACCAAGCACUGCAAUGACGCCCGGCCUGAGAGCCGCCGGGCCUGCAACCGCGAGCUCUGCCCUGGCCGGUGGCGAGCUGGGCCCUGGUCCCAGUGCUCAGUAACCUGUGGCAAUGGCACCCAGGAGCGGCCAGUGCUCUGCCGCACCGCGGACGACAGCUUCGGCAUCUGCCAGGAGGAGCGGCCUGAGACGGCGAGGAUCUGCAGGCUGGGCCCCUGUCCCCGAAACACCUCCGAUCCCUCCAAGAAGAGCUACGUGGUUCAGUGGCUGUCCCGCCCCGACCCUGACUCGCCCAUCCAGAAGAUCUCGUCAAAGGGCCACUGCCAAGGCGACAAGUCAAUAUUCUGUAGGAUGGAAGUCUUGUCUCGCUAUUGCUCCAUCCCAGGCUACAACAAGCUGUGCUGCAAGUCCUGUAACCUGCACAACAACCUCAGCAACGUGGAGGACAGGAUAGAGCCACCACUCGGGAAGCAUAACGACAUCGACGUGUUCAUGCCCACCCUCCCAGUGCCCACUCUCAUCAUGGAGGUGCAGCCAUCGCCAGGCACCCCCCUGGAGGUCCCUCUCAAUGCCUCCAACACGAAUGCCACAGAGGAUCACCCAGAAACCAAUGCUUUAGAUGAACCCUACAAAAUCCAUGGCCUGGAAGAUGAAGUCCAGACACCCAAUUUAAUUCCUCGACGACCGAGCCCAUAUGAAAAGACCAGAAACCAAAGAAUCCAAGAGCUCAUUGACGAGAUGCGGAAGAAAGAGAUGCUCGGAAAGUUCUAAUAAAAUGGACAGAUAGCA